AUGGCGUCGGUGGCGGGGUUUUUCUUCCAGUCUCUGAACAAGUCGCUGGUUCAGGUGCUGCUGCGGCAACUCGGGACGCGCUUCCUCAAGUAUAUCAACGCGGACUUUGACAGCGCGGCCGUGGGGGGGCUGAUGGAUCACCUCUGUCUGCAGCAUGUGACGCUGAAUUUGGCUCAGAUUAACUCAGAUUUGGCGCUGCACCACAUCCCGCUGCGCCUGGCCGCCGGCUCGAUCGCGAAGGUCGAAAUCAACCUUUAUCUCGCGCACGCCCAGCUUCACGUAAUCCUGACCGGCUUCCAUGUGCUACUCCGCCCCACUCUCUCGAGUCUGGCGACGGGGCAUCCCGGCGCAGCGGCGCCGCCUUCUGCCGCGGCCGCCGCGUCGGCGCCGAGUCUCAGCCGGCAGGCGUCGCCGCUGAGUGCGCGGGGCUUCGGGGGGGCGGCAGCCGCGGGGGGGGAGGCGUUGGAGGGUGCGGCGCCGGGGGGCGGGGUCUCGAAGGAGAUCUUUGACAGCCAGGUUGAGAAGAUUCGGGCGCACAUCCGCGUGUGCACCAACCAGCUCUUCCAGGAGGGCGUGAAGAAGUACCUUGAGCGGCUUCAGCGGCUCAUUCAGCAGUUCGCGCUGCAGCUGAGUGAGCGCGCGCCGGGGACUGCGACGGAGCAGGCGCUGAAGGCCGCGAUUGAGCGGCACAGUGUGGAGUACAAGAAGCUGCAGCUCUACCAACAGAAGAUCGCGCAGCAGGAGGAAGAGCGCCAGCCGCUUCUCCAGUGGCUCCUGCGGUACAUGCCCAACGUGAAAAUCCGCAUCGACGACAUCCACAUUCACUACGACGACGGCCGCGGGAUCCUCUCGCACCCCGUCAGGUGCGGCCUCAAAGUCGCCCGCCUCCUCCUCCAGCCGCAACACGGUUCCUGGGACUUCUCCUGGCCCCAGGCCGAAGACGACAACCACGGAAAGCCGCAAGACGGAUCGGUACGGCGCAGCAGCAAGGCCGCCAGCGACGUCGCCUCCAACGUGUUCCUUCAGUCGCGAGAUGGAGAGCGAGGAGACGGGAGCGCCGGUGCCUCGCCUGCGACCGGGGGGACGCAUCCGCCGUCUUCGGCGGCGGGCGGCGCAAUUGGAUUUCAGUCCCCUGGGACCCGAGACCUGACCUACGGCAUAUCUCUCGAAGGCUUCGGCAUCUACUGGGAGGACGCAUGCGCCACGGCCGCUGCGACCGCGGCCGCGGCGGGGACUGCGAGUAGCCGGACUUCAUCGCGGAGCCCGGGGACGUCGUCUCCCUCGACGACGACGGCGUCGUCCUCUGGAUCUCUGUCUUCUGCGUCUUCGAGUUCAACUCUGGUUCGCUCGCCACUCGAGCUCGCCGAAGUGCUGUCGUCCUCGCUCUCCGCGUCGUCGCGCCUCUCGGGAGGCGGCCUCAAGCAAGCGGCGCCCUCACAUCCCACAAUCUCUCCGACCCCCGCACGCCCGGUGGCGGCGGCGCGGCGCGGCGGCGUCCCCACGCCGUCCUCGUUCACGGGGGAGGGCAGGCAGGGCGAGGCUGGUGCGUCAGCGGACGACGUCGUCUUCUUCCGGCGCUGGUUCCUUCGACCUGUCAACCUCCAGGCGCAGCUCGGGCUCCAUAACUCUGCGGCGGCCGCGCCGGGCGCCUCUGUAGGUGCUCGCGGCGAGUCUGCGGUCGUGAGUGGCGGUGCGGGCGGGUCCGGCGUCUCCGACAAGGGGCUCCGGGGGGUCGGGGCGCCUGCGGUCGCGUUGGGCUCCUCGGCGGUGCCGGCGGGGUCGGGGGCCGCGGGGGGUUCGGCGUCGGGGACGGCGUCACCCGGGGGGGCCGGCGGGGGCGCAGCGGUGGGUGCGUCGCACUUUAUGCUCAAGUUUUUGGGCAAGAUCGAGGAGGGCGGCGUGGAGAUUGAGGUUGACGACGGCAUGGCAAUGGGCUUCGCGGUCUUCCUCGAGCGCCUGCGGCACCACAAGCGCCUGCGCGCCCUCCGCGUGUACCGUCCCAACAUGCGCCCGCGCUGUGCCCGCGGUAGACAGUGGCGGCGCGGCAACGGGAUCGAUCAAGAGCUCGCUCGCCCCUUCUGCGCGAGAGACAGAGGCGAAGGCACUACUAAGCAGUGGUGGUCUUACGCGCUCCAGUACGUCCGCCUGUUGCGACAACAGAGACCGAUGCGCCGUAUCUUGAGCGCGCAGGACGACGCCGAAAGCCGCAGCAACUUCUGGGGACAAAUGCAAGAACGCGUUGCCCACAUGAAGAGGUACAUUCGCAUCGCGAAGCGCUACAUGCUGGAGCAGCGCCUGCAGCGUUUGUUGGCAGGGCCUCUCAUGUCCGCGUCGCCCGCGGCUUCCUGUGGCGCGUCGUCUCCUUCUGCCCCUGAGCCCUCCUCACCGGACUCGCCGUCCGCGCUCCCGUUCGCGCUCACGUCGCCGCCCUCCACGUCGCCGCUUUCGCUUUCGUGCCCAUUCCUGGGCUCCUUUGUCUCCGCGUUAUCCUUGCCUGCGUCCUCGUCAUCGGGACUACCGUACACAACAGCGGACGCGAAUUUGUUGGAUUUCUUUUCGCAUUUCUGGGCUGAGCGACAGGCGCAGCUGAGGCGCCAGGAGGAGCGGCGGCGCGAGCACACCGCGGCUGUCUCCGCGCGAGACCCCGGCUUCGCACCGGCGGGGCCAACUGGCCCGCGAGGGGACGACCGCGGGGCGCCGCGGGGGCACGCCUGCGAGGCCUCAAAAGCAUCGCAGGCGUGCACUCGCGCGCUAUACACCUCGCAGUUUUACGAAGACGAUGAGGAAGAAGACUCCGACGCCGCCUUCAUCGUCAACGUGAUCUCGCGACGGCCCUACUGGGCCGUCGCGCAGUGGUACAUGCUCGCCGCGGCGGAGCUCGCCGCGGCGGAGAAGGCGCUGCUGAAGCAGCGCCAGAAGACCUCUGCGCUGAAGGACGAACAAAAAGACGUCCGCCUGCUUCUCGCGCAGCUCGAACAAGAGCGCCAGCUCCUCUUCCGCACGCGGCAGCGACUUCUCUUCGCGUCGCGCUUGCCGGCGGCGGGCGCUGUCCACGACGACCGGGAUCUCGCGCAGGCGCAGCUGCAGGAGAAGGAGCAGUCCAAGUCUGUGCAGCGCCUGCAGGACAAGCUGCAGCAGUACCUGCAGCCCCAGCGCGAGGCCGUGUUGUACUACUUCGAGACCUCCUCGUCCUUCGUGCGCGUCGCUCGCGAAGCUGUCGCCAAACUUCGAGAGCUGCGCAAAGUCGAGCAGGACGAAGCCGAACGCGACCAGGAGUACCUCCUGAAGCGAUCCCAAGCAGCGGAGGACUACAAGGAAGUCGUUCAGGAGCUGCAGACGAGCGCCUCCUGGCGCCGGUCGCGGGAGCGGAUGCUCUGCUGGGCGGAGUUCUAUCGCAACUACACGACGGUUUUCCCCCUCACAGAAUGCGUUCUGGUUAACGUGGUGCAGCUGCAGCAGCUCGCGGACCAGCAGCAGGACGUCGUUCUCUCACUCGCCGAAAGCAGCCGCGUGCCGGUGAAACGCGCAGAGCGGCGCGCGCCCGAGAGGCCCAUGACUGAAGAAGGGCAGGCGGCGCCGGCGCGCGCGGUUCCUCCAGUGCCCGCCUUUCUGCAGUACGUGCUGGACGGCAGGCCAUUUCGGGUGCCGGCGCUUCUGCGGAAUGUCCUCCUAGGCUUCCUGGUGCGCCGGCUGUCGAUUCGGAUUGCCCCGCGGGUUCCCCUGGGCGGGGGAGCGGCGUCGGCGUCGCGGCUCGCGCUGCUGCAGAGCCGACUCGAGCAGGAGCGCAGCCGCUGCGUCCAGUGGAUUCAGAUCGAGGGCGUCGACGCCGCGCUGCGACUGCAGACCUUCGAGGAACUCUCGCUCGCGUGCUGCAUGCGCCGCUGCGACGUGCUGCACGCCCGCGGCACGCGCGCGCCAAGCACCACUGCCGCCGCCGCGGCCUCGCCCUCGGGGCUGCUCGCCGCAGCCGGAGGCGGCGGCGGAGGCGAGCGGGGCGACGCGGGCGGGGGCCGGGGGAGGCAGAGGGCGGUCGUGGUGAGCGUCGGGCAGCUGCGCGAGCGCCUGACGCAUUUGCUGGUGCGCGUGGCUUUCGCAGACGGCGCGCAGGCCGCCGAGGGGGCGGCUGCGGGCGCGAGGCGCACGUCUUCGCUGUCCCCGUCGGGCACGCGCCGCUCGAAGCCCGCGGCGCCCUCCUCGCCGCCCUCCUCGCCGCCGUCGCCCGCGUCGCUGCUCGUUCCGGGGACGCCUUUCGGCGCCGGGGGCGGCGCGGCAGGAGACAAGAGCGACCCUCUGGAUCGGCUCUUUCUUCCCGCAGUCCAGGAGGGGGGGGCCGCGGGGCGCGAGGACCCGCGGACGCGCCGCGCGCACCUCCUCGCCUCCUCGCCGCUCGGGUCGGACAGCGAGGCCCUCGGCGCCAGCCAGCCGUCCGCGGUGGCGUUUGGGAGCGCGGCGCGGUCGGCGCUGAAGCGGGCCUUCCAGCGGAGCGUGGCGGCGACGCAGCGCGUGGAGCAGCGGGUUUCGCGGAGGUGGAUCUGGGUGAAUUUGAAGCUCGUGACCAUCCCGCUGCUGCAGACGCAGUUUCGGCUCGGCGUGCCUCUCUUUCUUCACUGCGCGCUCCAGGGGCAGACUAUCCAAGUCGCCGGCAGCACGCAGCAGCUGCAGUUCCUCUACGAGGACGUCUGGCGACUGUGGACAGUCUUUCUCUACACCGCCCUUGGAUGCAAUCGGGAGCUAGGCGUGCGACAGCGCAGCAUCCAGAGGCAAGUCGAGACAAGAGAGCUCAGCGAAAAAGCGGCGAGAGGGCACCACGCCAUGCAGACACAGCCAGGCGCGGACAAGCUCGAGUUCUACACAACCUUGCUGUCGCAGUACCGCGCCUUCAAUCGAGAGGUGACGCGAGUCUCACGCCAGGCGAAGGGCGGAGACGAUGCGAAGAUGACUCAGACCGGGCCCGCCGCGGGGAAGGCGAACGCCAUCGAUCUUCAUUUUCUCGUCGAGCGCAUCGUCGCCUGCGUACAAGGGCCUUCGUCUCUCGCGACAGCCGCGGCGGCGCCGUCGCCUUCGCCGUGGUUUUUCACGCCGAUUUCUCCCGAGGUGUCUGCUGUACUUUCGUCGGGGCGGGCGGACCCCUCCCUCGCCGAUUCGUUCGCCUCGGAGUUCGAUCGAGCCACACCCGACGUCUCGCCGCGGUCGUCGCGGCACUCUGCUUCCCUGCAGCCCUCGGCGUCGUCUCCGGCGCUGCUGGAGGCGCGGCGCGCGGCGGUCACGAGCUUCCCGCCGCCGUCCUCCUCUUCCGUGGCGGGCUUGCCCUCCUCGCUGUCUCUGUCUUCCACGUCGUCGGUCGCCUCGCUGGGCGCGGCGCCGGCGAGCGACGGCGUGGAGGCGGCGGUCGCGUCUCUGCCGCUCGCGCCGGAGGGACAGUUGUGGGAGGAGGCCGCGCAGAGGGGCGGGCCGGCAGGCGGCGCGCGGUCGCGGGCCCCUGCGGGGCUUCUCAGGCGGCGCGAGCAGGAGGGCGUCAUGCGCGACUGGACGCAGGUCGCCGCGUCGCUUCCGCUCGUAUACGUCCUCUGCCGCCUCAAGUUCCCCAGCGUUCAGCUGACGCUGCUGAGCGAGCCGAACUUCGUGCCUGUGACGCCGGGCGCGCGCCGGGAGCGCCGCGACCGCGACCGUGUCGGCGCCGCCGCGCGACCGCCCGGAGACGGCGGCGAGAGGGACGCGCGGGCGGGAGGGGCCGGCGGCGGCGGGCUCGCGAGUUCCGCGGAAGAGGGCGGCGGCUUCGUUCGCUUUUCGACGUUUUCGUCGUCACUUCUCGACUCAGACGAGGAGAGACUGGAGAAGACGCGGAGGAGGACGCCGCCGCUGGAUCGCGCGAACCUGGAGCCGUGUAUCGUCUCCAUCACGUCGGUGAACGGCCAGCAGUCUCUGACGCCAGUUCCGCAGCGCGCCACGCGCUCGGCGCGCACGCGAGCUGCCGAAGAGGCGCGAAGCAGGAGACUCAGGUCGGCCGUCUACACGUGUACCUUUCCUUCUCAGACGCUGCUGCUGACGCUGGGCACCGCCUCGAGCCACGGGGCAGCGGCGGCGGCGCGUCCGCGUCUGUCGUUUUGCCUGUCGCCCUGCUUUUCGUCCGCGACCACUGCGGUGCUGUCCUUCCUCUCGUCCUUCUCGAUUCUUGGCGCACUGGUGCGCGAGAAGCUCGCGCUGUACCGCCUCUUUCGCGCGCUGCUUUCCUCCUCGCUGUUCGACCGAGCCCCGGGGAACUUGCUCAACCUCGUGCAGCAGCAAGUCUUGGUGCCAGCGUCGCUGUCCUCCACCGCGUCGCUAGCCGCGCUUCACCUGAGCAAGGAGUCCCUCCCGACGAGCCGCGGCGAGAGCGGGGGACGCGACCUCCCCCGCGACGGCCCCCCCCCGUUCGCAGCGACGGCGGCGACCGCGGCCGCUCACAAGUUUCCGUCGGUGAGGAGCAGGCGCUCGGAGUUCUCGAUUUCUGACGAAGACCUCCUCGGCCUCCACUCACUGAGCAGGGAGAAGAGCGCGGAGGACGCGCAGGAGGCGGAGGAGGCCUGGGCGGGCGGCGAGGCGCGGCUCUGGCUGCGGCUGCUCGAGAGCUCGCUGGCGCCGCUGCCUCCGCACCCCGCCAGCUGCGAGCCGAGCUGCGAAGACCUCUGGAGGGAAGAAGACCCUGAGGACGUCUUGGGCACCGAGGGCUCCUGGGACGACCCCCGCCGCGCGCGCCCGCGCGGAGGCUGGCGAGAGGACCUCGACGACGAUCCCCAGGCCCGCGAGAACGGCGCGCGACCCACGCGCCUCACGUGCCCCGUGCAGCAGAUCCUCGUGGAGGACGACGGCGGAGGGCACUCCGAGGCGUUUCUGUCGCACUCCGAGGCGGAAGACGACGCCGAGUGCGGCGAGCGCGAGAAGAAGAGCGAGCGGGACUCGGCGUCGACGAGCACUGACCACCCCGCGGGACAAGAGAGCGCGAGCGGCGAGAGCUCGUGCCUCUCGCCCACGUCCUCUUUGCUGCGCGACUCAGGCGAAGGCGACAAGGCAGACUCACAGAGAAACACCCAUGCGCUGCACGCUGCAGCGGCUCCCGACGACGCGCGGCGCGCAGGGCCCGCGGACAGGGCCGCAGUCGGCAAGGCGCCUGAGUCGGCGAAGCUCACGCGGGCAACAGACGCGGAGGCGCUCAGCGGCAGGGAGGGCAGCCCUGCCCAGCGGAAAGGCGGAGGAGAGGCUGCGGAGCCAGACGAGCCCACGACCGCCGAGGUGCUCUCAGAGAAGCGCGAACACGCCGCGAAGCCGCUCUCAUCGGCUCCCUCGUCUCCCGCGCCUCAGUCGCCCCUCUCUGCAGACGCCAGCGGGCGCAGAGAGGCGCAAGAGAGUCUCGACGACGACCGCAUGCAUCCCCCGGUGCCUGAAGAACCGACUGUGGUGUCGCCGUCGGUGGCGCCGUCGGCGGCGCGGCUGCAGCGCGUGGCGGCGGGCGACGAGAUCCGCGCGGGUGAGGUCUCCUCCGCUUCGCGCGAGCGGAGACCUUCGUCCGCGGCCGUCUCCGACGGCGCGCGCGGCAAGGAUUUCUUCCGCUGUGAGCAGCCGCGCGGCGGGCGUGGGCAGGGGGAGGACGGCCGCCGCCAGGGGAAGGCGGUCGGCGCGGGCGAGGAGCCCUGCGGAAGCGGGGAGAGCCCGGGGGCGACAGCCUACGCGAGCGAUGCCUCUGUCUCGGCCUCCACGGUGCGCCUUGGAAACAUCCUCACACGCAUGGGAAGGAGGCGCGCGCCUGCCCUCAGCGGCGUGUCGCAGCCCCGCACCGUCUUCGCGCACGCCAGGUCGCGGGAGACGUCGCCGCACGCCGCAGAGCCGCACCACGCGGGCGCCGCCGACCGACGCGCGGACCUCGCGGAGCGGCGCGAGGAGGAAACCGGGGCCGAGGAGCCGAAAGCCGCCAGCGACGACGACGUCUUCCGCGGCCUUCGGCGGCCAAAAGCAGGAAAAAAGUCACACCCGUUCAAACUCUUCAACGGAUAA
Messenger RNA from Besnoitia besnoiti, 8028 nucleotides. RefSeq lists its product as uncharacterized. The transcript has 10 exons. NCBI's taxonomy places the organism in Eukaryota, Apicomplexa, Conoidasida, Eucoccidiorida, Sarcocystidae. The record is from RefSeq and is a predicted model, not a curated record. Bases 1 to 8028 code for a protein of 2675 amino acids.